AUGUCACUAGCCACGAAGUGCGCGUAUAAUAUAUGUGAUGUCUGUGUACCAAUUUCAAGUCUCUUGCUUCUAAUAGACAUACAACAUACAGAGCGUGAGCAUAUUUGCUGUGCGAGUUCGUCUUUUUUAUAUUAUUAUUUUUUUCUCCUCAUCCGUCGCAAUAGUGUUCGUUGUACAAGUGCAAGAGUUGCUGCUAGCAAAAAAAUGUCGGACAAGAAAAGAUCGAAACGUCGAAAAGAUGAAUACACUGGUCCCGGUGGAGCUGAGGUCGAAGUAGAAAAACCAUCCAAAGAUGAAUAUUCGGUCGCUAAAUGGAUCAAGAAGAAUGUGCCCACAAAAAAGACGAAAUUCUUGAACCAUCACGUGGAAUAUUUCACUGCAUCCAAGACAUUAGAUGCAUUAAUGGCAUCCAAAUUCGCACAAGGAGAGCAAUGUCUCUUUCCAACCCGUGAGAUCGCCAUCGAUUUUCUCGACACAAUGUUGACGCAUAAGUUUUUCCAUCGCGCCAAAAAGGUCCCAGUGUCCGAUGCUGAAUUGCGUCGCGGCAAAAAACCGACCGACAAAGAUAAAUCAGACGAUGAGAAAACGGUAAAGAAGCGUCAAACAUCAGACAAAUCAAAAGAUGACAAAGCAAGCGCUGAUGAUACGGAAACGGGCACCAAUGUUGAAUCAACGAAAAUGGAUAAACCAGUCGAGAAGAAAAAGCGAAAGAUACGUUUGGAUAUGCAUCCCGAUCAAGUGUUUGUCGAUGGUGCUGAGGCAUACGUUUGGAUUUAUGAUCCGAUUCCAAUGCAUUACUGGUUAUUCGGCGCAUUAGUUGUUGUUGGCGCCAUUGUUGUGUGUCUGUUCCCAUUGUGGCCGCCAAUGAUUCGCAAAGGUGUCUACUAUUUGAGUAUUGCUGCAGCUGGUUUCUUGGUAUUUAUUCUUGGUUUGGCCGCUCUUCGUUUUAUGGUAUUCUGCAUCGUAUGGGCACUGACCGGUUCGAAGCAUCAUCUUUGGAUUUUCCCGAAUCUCACCGAAGAUGUGGGCUUCUUUGCAUCAUUCUGGCCACUAUAUACACAUGAAUAUCGUGAUGGUUCGGACAAAUCCAAAAAGAAGAAGCACAAAAAAGAUAAAGACAGUGAUGCUGAAGAUGAUUCGAAUGUGACAUUGUUGGAACCAGAAAAAAUCGAAAACAUCAAAGAGAAUGAAACCGGCACCAUAGUUGCGUCGGCCGUCGAUGCUCUGAUAUCAUCAAACGAUGACGGCGUUGACGACGACCAAAGCGAACGACAAAACGACCAAAAUUCAAAGAAUUCCAGCGAAGUCGAAAGAGACAGCGACUCGGAAAGUUCACAUCGUUCGACUGAUAAAGAUUUCGAAAUAGUUAAUACCGAUGAUGUAGACACUUCUUAAUUUAUCAAACAUUCUAUUUGCUUUUAAUCACACAAUUUUUCGUUAGACAAAAAUAAAAAGAGUGUAAUGAAUAAAUGGUGGAGAAUAAUAAUUUGAGGGACAAAACAAAAUAAGACACAACAAGAAUCUACGACGAGAAACAAUAAAAUUACUCGGUAUUUCAAGCUGAUGAAGAGCAGUGGCGAAUCAAGAGACCAUUCGUGCUGCUGUUUCUUCGCGUUAUAUCAUUUCCUUUUUAUAGUGAAAAAAAACAACAACAACCGAAAAAUCGAUUUAAAUCUUUUAUUUACCAUCAAUUCUAUAUCUAUCGGAACCUCUUUUGAUAAAACUACAAACAAAAACCACAACACAUUUAAAUGAAUUAUGAAUGUAAUGUUGAUGUCAAACUUUGCAUUUAGUUUCAAUAAUCGAUUCUUUUCUUUCUUCUUUUUAUUUGGAAUAGGAUACAAACAAUGCUGUAAUUGAUUGCAUUUUUCUUAAUUUUUUUCUCGAAAAUUGUUUGCAAUUUAAUUGCACGCUAUUUAUUUUACUAAAACAACAACAAAAUUGCGUCGAUUCAACAAAUCGCAAUGUUUCGAUCUAACAUGAACUUUUUCUAAAGGAAAAAAAAAACCAAAAAUUUGUAAUUCGGUCCACCUCCUUUUGUAAAUUAUUAGUGAACAAUCAGACAAACAGAUGAAAAAAAUUACAAUUGAAUCUUAAAUUAUUAAGUAAAAUAUAUAUAGAUGGAAAUAUGAAUGUGCAACCACUUAUUCUUCCGAUUGAUUUGUUAAAGUAUUUUAUGCAAUUCCAGUUACGAUUUGAUUGAGUGUUUAUCUGAUGAAAUUAAUGAAGAAAAAAACAAUGAAAAGAGUAAUUAACACUGGCUGCAAUAUCAUAUAAGCCAAUUUACACCCAGACACACAAUUAAAUUUUCCUUUUAAUUUUUAUUUAUUGAUGGUAAUACCGUGUAAUUUCUUAUUGCUGUCAGAUGGAAAACUGGAAUUUAUUUAUGUAAUAAAGCAUUAUGUAUUUAAUAUCGAUAAAAA
Molecule: messenger RNA, 2423 nt
Organism: Sitodiplosis mosellana (orange wheat blossom midge)
Lineage: Eukaryota; Metazoa; Arthropoda; Insecta; Diptera; Cecidomyiidae
Gene: Trp1
Product: translocation protein SEC62
Exons: 5
Coding region: 1-1395 (464 amino acids)
Biological process (GO): post-translational protein targeting to membrane, translocation
Cellular component (GO): endoplasmic reticulum membrane; endoplasmic reticulum
Source: RefSeq, a predicted model, not a curated record